Molecule: messenger RNA, 1074 nt
Organism: Musa acuminata AAA Group (dessert banana)
Lineage: Eukaryota; Viridiplantae; Streptophyta; Magnoliopsida; Zingiberales; Musaceae
Product: ATP synthase subunit delta, chloroplastic-like
Exons: 1
Coding region: 51-788 (245 amino acids)
Biological process (GO): photosynthetic electron transport in photosystem II; proton motive force-driven ATP synthesis; photosynthetic electron transport in photosystem I
Cellular component (GO): chloroplast thylakoid membrane
Molecular function (GO): proton-transporting ATP synthase activity, rotational mechanism
Source: RefSeq, a predicted model, not a curated record
CUCCCGUCCUCUCUUCCCCGCUUCACCCAAGGAAAGAGAAGAGAGCCGAGAUGGCCACCCUCCGCCCGUCUCCCAUCGCCCUCGCCCCCGCCGCCCUUUCAUCCGUCGCCGCCGUCCCCGUCUCCUCCUCCCUCCGUCGCGUCCGCCUCCCCUCCGCCCCCCGCCGCCUCCCCUCACUCAGGGUCGCCUACCCCUCCUCCCGCCGCCCCCGCCGCGGCGCCGUUAUGAUGGAUACCGCCGCGUCGAGCUACGCGAACGCGCUCGCCGAAGUCGCCCGGUCCAACGGCACCCUCGAGGCGACGGUCACCGACAUGGAGAAGGUGGAGCGGGUGUUCGCCGAUCCGAAUGUCCAGUCCUUCUUCGCCAACCCCACGGUGGCGCGCGAGCGGAAGGCGGAGGUGGUGAAGGAGAUCGCCGCCUCCAGCGAGCUAUGCCCCCACACGGCCAACUUCCUCAACAUCCUCGUCGACAUGCGGCGCAUCGACAUCAUCGAGGACAUCGUGAAGGAGUUCGAGGUGUGCUACAACCGGAUCACCAACACGGAGGUGGCCGUCGUGUCAUCGGUGGUGCGGCUGGAGUCGCAAGACCUCACCCAGAUCGCCCAGACGGUGCAGAGGCUCACCGGGGCCAAGAACGUGAGGAUCAAGACGGUGCUCGACCCCUCCCUCGUCGCCGGCUUCACGAUCAGGUAUGGGCCAUCAGGUUCCAAGUUCAUCGACAUGAGCGUCAAGAAGCAGCUCGAUGAGAUCGCUUCGCAGCUCGAUUUCUCCUCCAUCACCCUCGCCUAGUCGACAGGUAAGCCUAUUCGUACUUACUCUUCGUCUUCCUUCUUUCAAGAUGCAAUCUUGUUGUGAAUCAUAAGGCACUUUGGGGGGUUUUCUUUAAAUGUUUGUGAUAGAUUUCUCUUCAGGCAAUCAGGUAAGUGUGAUUUCUGUUAAUUCUUCAUCAAAUCUGCUCCUUUUUUCUUCUUUCUUCCAAUUGUAAGCUGUGUCUGUUAUCAUUACACAAUUAUGUGUUAGCAUAAUAUAGAUUGGAGGUUAAAUAUAUCAAGCAAUGAUCGUAAGAAUUCUUCAA